This is a messenger RNA of Triticum urartu, 549 nucleotides long. RefSeq names its product late embryogenesis abundant protein Lea14-A-like. The record is from RefSeq and is a predicted model, not a curated record. Gene Ontology annotation, biological process: response to desiccation. Gene Ontology annotation, cellular component: cytosol. Lineage: Eukaryota; Viridiplantae; Streptophyta; Magnoliopsida; Poales; Poaceae.
AUGGGCACGGGAGAGGACGACGACGCGACGACGGCAGAACAAGGCGGAGAGGAUGAUGAGCAGACGCGGGACGCAGGAGGAGGAGGAGGGGUGAUGGCGAGCCUGGUGGGCAAGGCCAAGGGGUUCGUGACGGAGAAGAUCGCGCAGAUGCCCAAACCCGAGGCUUCGCUAGAGCGGGUCUCGUUCAAGAGCAUAAGCCGCGAGGGCGUGGCGCUCCACAGCCACGUCGACGUCAGCAACCCCUACUCGUACCGCAUCCCCAUCUGCGAGCUCACCUACACGUUCAAGAGCGACGGAAACGUCAUAGCAUCAGGCACGAUGCCUGACCCCGGGUGGAUCGGCGCCAGCGGCACCACCAAGCUGGAGCUGCCGGUGAAUGUGCCCUACGACUUCGUCAUGUCACUUAUGAAAGAUCUGAGCGGGGACUGGGACAUCGACUACGUGUUGGAGGUCGGGAUCACCAUCGACCUCCCCGUCGUCGGCACCUUCACCAUCCCGGUCAGCACCGAGGGGGAGAUGAAGCUCCCCACGUUUCGGGAUUUGUUCUGA